CUCCUCUCAAUUUCAAGUCUAAGAUUCGCGAAAACGCUCCCCAAAAAGGAGAGGCCGCUCUCAAUCCUCUUCCUCUCUGAGCGAAUCGAGAGAGAAGAGAAGAGAAAAGAUGCAGAUCUUUGUGAAAACCCUAACUGGAAAGACGAUCACGCUCGAGGUCGAGAGCAGCGACACCAUCGACAAUGUCAAAGCCAAGAUCCAGGAUAAGGAGGGGAUACCUCCUGAUCAGCAGAGGUUGAUUUUUGCUGGAAAACAACUGGAAGAUGGUCGCACCCUUGCUGAUUACAACAUUCAGAAGGAGUCAACACUUCAUCUUGUUCUCAGGCUGAGGGGUGGAACAAUGAUCAAGGUGAAGACGCUUACUGGAAAGGAAAUUGAAAUUGAUAUUGAGCCCACUGAUACCAUUGAUAGGAUCAAGGAGCGGGUUGAGGAGAAAGAAGGGAUUCCACCUGUGCAACAGAGGCUCAUUUAUGCAGGUAAGCAGCUUGCUGAUGACAAAACUGCUAAGGAAUACAACAUUGAGGGUGGUUCUGUCCUUCAUCUUGUGCUUGCUCUCAGGGGAGGUCACUAGUCACUGCUUGCAUUUUCCCAUAUAAAAUUAUCUACCGAGAAACCAUCGUUUGGUAUGAUGAUUAUAUAUCUCUACGCUUUUCUCGGUGUAUAAGACCAUAUAAAAACAAACCAUAUCGCACUUAAAAUUGCAAAUUUUAAUUUGUUCAGGUCAUUACUCUCUAUGGAACGUUGCGAAUUGUUCUGUGUUUUAUGCCUCUAUCUGACUCUUUGGUUUCUGUUUCUGAAGGUUCCAUGCA
This is a messenger RNA of Asparagus officinalis (garden asparagus), 809 nucleotides long. Its product is annotated as ubiquitin-NEDD8-like protein RUB1. Bases 110 to 571 code for a protein of 153 amino acids. The transcript has 3 exons. The record is from RefSeq and is a predicted model, not a curated record. NCBI's taxonomy places the organism in Eukaryota, Viridiplantae, Streptophyta, Magnoliopsida, Asparagales, Asparagaceae. Gene Ontology annotation, cellular component: cytoplasm; nucleus. Gene Ontology annotation, biological process: modification-dependent protein catabolic process; protein ubiquitination. Gene Ontology annotation, molecular function: protein tag activity; ubiquitin protein ligase binding.